AUGUCGACCCGGCAUGCGCGUCUUCACAAACGAGGAUACUCCGCCUCAGCUGCUACGAGCCCGCGCCCUCUGAGCCCCGUUGCUGACUACGACGCCUUUACCUUUAAUCGUUCGGAAACACCCAAGGUCUUCGAAGAGUCUUGGAUAGAGACACAACGCCCCAUGCCGUCCACGACUUCCUCCCACCAGCUCAAGAUCAAGCCCUACCUGCGCAAGCUCUCGUCCAAGGAGAGCAGUGGGCUCGAUCUAUCACGACCUGCGGCCGAGAACGACCUCUCCGGUCUGGGCAUUUCAGAAUAUGGCGCCUACUCACGGUCCAUAUCCGACGUUACUUUUUCCCCAGUCAACGGCCGCCACAGACACAACCGCUCAACGUCCAACACGUCGCAGUUUUCCUCUUCCUCUGGGCUGCAGCGGCCGACACCCCUGCCGGCCAUUCGCCAGACUCCGCAGCCCUACACACCGCCAAUAGCCAACUCGUCACCGCCCUCAGUCCUGGGAAGCGACCACGAGGGUGAUGAUAUCAUGUCCGACGAUGAGUUCCGCCUGAGACAAAACGCGUACGAACCAGGACGCAGAUCCGGUUCCAUCUCCUCGGCACAGGGAACAUCCCUACGCAUCCACACCAACAAUUCAUCCACCCGCCUUGCUGGCAGCUACUCCCAGUCAUCCGUCUCGCUCACUUCCCCAGUCGGAGUACCUCGCGCGCGGGGUGAUACGCUCAAAUCCAUUGACACGACUUCACCCAGCUCGCGCACCUCGUUUGACCAGACAUACCGCUUCAUCCGCGGCGGACGCGACUCCCCCGUUGACCCUGCCUCGAGAGCUGCGUCCAUCCGUGCUGCUCGACAGAAGUUCGAAGAGGAACAGCGAGCCAAAGAGCGAAAGUACGAGAAAGAGGCGCACAAGCAACAGGAGCGCGACUUCAAGAAACAACAGAAGAAAGAAGAUCACCACCGUCGCAAGUCAGAAACGCUCGAUCGGACCGAGAUAAACCGUACGCGCACUGUAUCUACUGAUUACGAGAAGACGCCACGGCCCUCGGUGGGAGGCCGCCCUUCAGUGGGUGGGCGCCAGUACUCAGACCAUCGCGAGGCUCACUCCAACUCGCUGCCGAAGCUUGUGACUACGGUCGACCCCGAGAAAGCAGCCGCCUUCUCCGCCACACCCAAGGUUACAAAGAGCCGAGCCGCAAAGGGCACAUGGCAACGAUUCGUCAUCUGGCUCAAGACUCGACUGCUGCGCAUGUCGGGGAAGUAG
Molecule: messenger RNA, 1260 nt
Organism: Alternaria arborescens
Lineage: Eukaryota; Fungi; Ascomycota; Dothideomycetes; Pleosporales; Pleosporaceae
Exons: 1
Coding region: 1-1260 (419 amino acids)
Source: RefSeq, a predicted model, not a curated record